This is a messenger RNA of Poeciliopsis prolifica (blackstripe livebearer), 657 nucleotides long. It is a transcript of the gene lin52, whose product is annotated as lin-52 DREAM MuvB core complex component. Gene Ontology annotation, cellular component: DRM complex. Bases 24 to 362 code for a protein of 112 amino acids. The transcript is spliced from 6 exons. Gene Ontology annotation, biological process: regulation of DNA-templated transcription. Lineage: Eukaryota; Metazoa; Chordata; Actinopteri; Cyprinodontiformes; Poeciliidae. The record is from RefSeq and is a predicted model, not a curated record.
UUCGUCACGUGACCAUUCUGAAAAUGGCGUCUCCGAAUGGAGGAGAUGAUUUUGAGUCUUCUUUGCUCAGCUUUGAGAAUUUGGACAGAGCAUCACCAGACUUAUGGCCAGAGCAGUUGCCUGGUGUUGCAGAAUUUGCUGCAUCUUACAAAAAUCCCAUUACAAACUCACCCCCUAAGUGGAUGGCUGACCUAGAGAGUGAGGACAUUGAAAUGUUGAAAGAACUGGGCAGUUUGACCACAGCCAACCUCAUGGAGAAGGUCAAAGGACUUCAGAAUCUCGCUUAUCAGUUGGGUCUAGAAGAGUCCAGGGAAAUGACCAGAGGAAAGUUCCUGAACAUACUGGAACGACCCAAGAAGUGACAGUGCAUUUUUCAAGCAACAGGACUGACAUUUAAGAUGACGAAGCAUUUAAGAUAUCUGUGCAUUAAUAUUUUUUUUUAGAAAGAUAUUUGAAAGCCGUUACUGCGUUCAGUUUAACUGGUUAAACCCUCAAACAUUUUGUCAUCUAGAUGCAGUCCCUUUUCACUAAUCUUUUUCUCUCUUAGAAAGUUUGAUCAAAUCAAAUGCUCAUUAUUUAUUCUUCUCUUUUAAAUAUUAAUUUCAUUUUUGUAACUCUUUAACUUGUAAAAUAAAGUUUUCAAAUGAAAAGAGAAAA